AAAGGAAUCUGAGACUGUCUGUUUGAAGUGAAAACAUAUUCAAUUCGACAUUUGUUAUGUUUUAUCAACACUAUUAUUGUUAAUAUUUACUGGUUAAGAAUUGGUUAAUUGUUUUUUAAAAGUAUAAUUUUUGAUUGUCAGUUUAAAGUAAUUAUCUUCUUGAAUCAAUCGACCUUUUUCCGGUUACUGUUGUCUUUUCAAUACUAACGGUAGACUCAUUAUUUUUCCUCCAUUUUAUCCUUCCUUUUUUAUUCCUUUUCAAAGUUAAUUUAAUUAAAUUCUUUUAAGCCCAUUUUACACCUUGUUAUCCACAAUGUUUGAGGCGAUUACUAAAAAAUUAUCCCCUUCAUCUUUACGCAGUAAAACACGAGAAAUGGUGCCCAUCGAUGAGGCUAAAAAGAUUGUGGCUUACGCUGCUGUUGAUGACUUAUUGCAGGACAAUAUGGUGCUAGGAAUUGGAAGUGGUUCAACAAUUAUUCCAGCAGUGACCAGGAUUGCUGAAAAAGUGGCACAGUCAAAUUUAAAGAUCAAAUGUGUACCAACAUCUUUUCAGGCUCGUCAGCUUAUUUUGGCUCAUAAUUUGCCUCUCUAUGAUCUUGAAAUUUGUCCCGAGCUUGAUUUGACCAUCGAUGGAGCCGAUGAGGUGGAAAGAUCAACAAAGUACUGUAUCAAAGGAGGUGGUGGUUGUCUUUUGCAAGAAAAAAUAGUUGCCUCGGCAUCCAAGAGCUUAGCAAUCAUAUGUGAUUACACUAAAAUAAGUGGACAGUUGGGUGAUCAAUGGAAAAAAGGAAUACCCAUCGAAGUAGCUCCAAUAUCUCAUGUUGUCGUGAAGAGAAAGAUUGAAUUUACUUUCGGUGGAGAAGCUAAUUUAAGAAUGGCCAAAGCAAAAGCUGGACCUUUAGUAACCGAUAAUGGAAAUUUCAUUCUGGAUUGGGACUUUACAUUUAAAGAGGAUUCUCAGAUGCCUUGGGAUGAAAUCAAUCAAUCUUUAAUGAUGAUACCUGGGAUUAUUGAUACUGGAUUAUUUAUAAAUAUGGCAAACGUUGUUUAUUAUGCCGAGAAAGAUGGUUCUGUGCAUAAAAUUUGAUCUUACUUCAAUUCACAUGUAUUUACAUUUUUAAUAUGGCAUUUUUAAAAGACAAUUUGGUUAUAUUGAAAAAGACAGUACAAUCACAAAUGUAUUCAAUGUUCCCUGAUUUUGCAAUACUUUUAUAUUUAUAAUGAUUGAAAAUGAAUUUCAUUGAAAUAAAAUCGAAAAAUUGAA
This is a messenger RNA of Tetranychus urticae (two-spotted spider mite), 1264 nucleotides long. RefSeq names its product Ribose-5-phosphate isomerase (gene Rpi). Gene Ontology annotation, cellular component: cytoplasm. Lineage: Eukaryota; Metazoa; Arthropoda; Arachnida; Trombidiformes; Tetranychidae. Gene Ontology annotation, molecular function: ribose-5-phosphate isomerase activity. Gene Ontology annotation, biological process: pentose-phosphate shunt, non-oxidative branch; D-ribose metabolic process. The record is from RefSeq and is a predicted model, not a curated record.